Messenger RNA from Adelges cooleyi (spruce gall adelgid), 894 nucleotides. RefSeq lists its product as uncharacterized. Gene Ontology annotation, biological process: DNA integration. The record is from RefSeq and is a predicted model, not a curated record. Lineage: Eukaryota; Metazoa; Arthropoda; Insecta; Hemiptera; Adelgidae. The coding region runs from base 1 to 894 and encodes 297 amino acids. Gene Ontology annotation, molecular function: nucleic acid binding. The transcript has a single exon.
AUGUCAAAGGGCAAUACGUACUGCUUAACAGUAGUAGACUGUUUUUCCCGGUGGCCGGAUGCCUUUCCAAUACCCGACAUUAAAACGGAAACUGUUAUUCAAGCGCUCUUCGCUGGAUGGAUUGCACGUCACGGCGCCCCAGACUACGUUACCACCGAUCAAGGCGGACAGAUUGAGUCUACAGCAUUCAACAAAUUUGCUGCAGCUUUAGGCGCCAAACAGAUUCGUACGACGGCGUACCAUCCGGCCGCAAAUGGAUUAGUUGAACGCCUACACCGGCCCUUAAAAGCUGCAAUUAGGGCACACGAAACGAAACGUUGGGUAGAAGUCCUUCCUUUAAUUCUGUUAGGUUUUCGAGCAAGCAUUAUAGAAGACUUGGGCGUUACACCAGAAGAGAUGGUCUAUGGAGCCACUCUACGACUCCCAGGUGAUUUCCUGCACACUAACAGAAAAUAUGUCGAUCCAGUUACAUUCGUUGGAAAGCUGAAGGACGAUAUGCGGGAGUUACGACCCGUUCCCACUUCAAAUCAUUCGAAGAGAAAAGUAUUCAUCCAUCCAGAACUCAAGGAGUGUACGCACGUCUUCCUCCGAAAAGACAAGCUUAUUAAAUCGCUAGAGCCACCGUACGACGGACCUUUUAAGGUCAUGGAAAGGGAUAAUAAAGUUUUCAAAAUUCAAGCUGGCAAGAAUUUAGUAAACGUUACGAUUGAUCGGAUUAAGCUAUGCUUCCUGGUUAAUCCGACCAUAGAAGAGGAGUACCCAGCCAACAACAUCGUCCAGUCAGACCAAGCUCCAGGGGUGCAACAACCAGAGUCGGAUGCAGCAUCAGUUAGGCCUCAGAAGACAUCCCGGUCAGGACGAGUCAUUCGCUUUGCUAGGAGGUUCCUGUCGUGA